Musa acuminata AAA Group (dessert banana) is the source of this 2200-nucleotide messenger RNA. RefSeq names its product syntaxin-124-like. Lineage: Eukaryota; Viridiplantae; Streptophyta; Magnoliopsida; Zingiberales; Musaceae. Gene Ontology annotation, biological process: exocytosis; intracellular protein transport; vesicle fusion. The record is from RefSeq and is a predicted model, not a curated record. Gene Ontology annotation, cellular component: plasma membrane; endomembrane system; SNARE complex. The transcript has a single exon. Gene Ontology annotation, molecular function: SNARE binding; SNAP receptor activity. Bases 1182 to 2105 code for a protein of 307 amino acids.
UUUCUCUCUCUCUCUCUCUCUCUCUCUCCUCACGAUAGGAGCUGCACGAAGUCGUAGGGUUUCUCCAGCGAAACAACAAAUACGUUCAUCACAUUCCUGUAAGUACUCCCCGCUGCAUGAAUUGUUGAUGCCUGCGGAAAGUGAUUCUUUUUCUUCUUGCUUGGAGUUCCUGUGAUUCAGUCCAAGUAAUGACAUCUGCAGAAGAAAGACUUGCACAAUUUCUUGAUCCAUCGAGUGGAUGCAACAGCACAUCUACACACAUUCCCAAGAGAUGCUGAGCUUUAGAAUUCAUCCCAAUUGAAGAUUUUGCCAGUAUAGAAGAUCAUCUCUUGAAUAAAAAAAAUAAAGUAAACAUUAUCUACAAAUGAUAGAUGAGAUUAUUUAUUCAUACUUUGGGUUUUACCAAAAAAAAAUAAAUGAGUUGCAAUUUGAGAUAUAAGAGAAGUUAUUGGUCCUAUAUGCAAUCCACAACCAAGAAAAGGAAAAGAUAAAUGAUUUGAUGCAAAGCAGGUCAUUGUUUUUUUGGCCCAAAGCACAGCUUGGAGUUUGUAGUUUCCCAGCUGUGACUAAAUAACUUGGUCUUUAACAAAGUUGGCUAAAAUAUGGGCCGACAUGGCUCCACUUGACCUCCUCAAUCACUCCUCUCAAUGAUCAAAUCCAUCUUAUAACCUAAUGAUGCAUCUCGACACAAUGGUGGCAUAUAUUGGCUUAGAAUGUACAUUUAGUGAACAGAUAUCUCCAGAGUAAAGAGUAAUAAGCUCUCAAAGCAUGAGAUGAUCUUUCUGAUUUGAGGUCUUACAACAAAGACGCAGUCAACCCUGAGACCUCCCUCUCGUGUGUUUGGAUGCCAGCUUUUGUAGGACAUCCUCAAGAGAUCCAGCCAAAAGGCAACCACCCCAUUCUCCUCUUCCUCCAUUCUCUUUCCUACCACCUCCCUUGAGACAGCGGCCAUUUCUGAGUUGGCCUCGUUUGAGGCCCUUCUUGCCCUUCUUGCCGUUCUGCUCUCCCCUCUCUCCUGUCUUCUCUUCGACUCCAUCUUGAGGCAUUCUUGAUCGGAUUGGAUUCACGUCGGAGAAGGCAGAAUCGCUUCCCCGAUCAUCGACGCUAAGGAUUCAGUUGUGGUAUUAGCUUGCAUGCCUGACUGACAUCGACAUUAGUACUAACAUCCCGAAAAAGAGACAAUGAACGACCUCCUCUCCACCACCUCCUUCAAGCAGUACACCAACCUGAAGCACCAGGUGCAGAUGGACCAGAUGGAGGCGGGCAUGAACGGGCCGGGCGCCGACGUCGGUGCCAACCUCGAGAGGUUCUUUGAGGAGGUGGAGAACGUGAAGAACGACCUCCGCGGCCUCGAGAGCCUCUACCGCCGGCUGCAGGAAGCCAACGAGGAGAGCAAGACGGCCCACAGCGCGAAGACGAUGAAGGCGGUCCGCGCGCGCAUGGACGCCGACAUUGGUCAGGUGCUACGGCAAGCUAAGGCGGUGAAGGCCAAGCUCGAGGCGCUGGACCAAGCCAACGCGCAGCACCGGAACAUCCCCGGAUGCGGCCCGGGGAGCUCGGCGGACCGGACUCGGACGUCGGUGGUUAGCGGGCUGGGCAAGAAGCUCAAGGACCUGAUGGACGACUUCCAGGGGCUGAGGACGAGGAUCGCGGCGGAGUACAAGGAGACGGUCGGGCGGCGGUACUACACGGUGACGGGGACGCACGCGGACGACGACACGAUCGAGACGCUCAUCUCGUCGGGGGCAAGCGAGACGUUCAUGCAGAAGGCGAUCCAGGAGCAGGGGCGGGGACAGGUGAUGGACACGAUAUCGGAGAUCCAGGAGCGGCACGACGCGGUGAAGGAGAUCGAGAGGAGCCUACUGGACCUGCACCAGGUGUUCCUGGACAUGGCCGCGCUGGUGGAGGCUCAGGGCCACCAGCUCAACGACAUCGAGAGCCACGUCGCGCACGCCAGCUCGUUCGUUCGCCGGGGCACGGUGGAGCUGGAGACGGCGAGGGAGUACCAGAAGAGCUCCCGCAAGUGGUUCUGCAUCGGCAUCAUUGCCGCUGCUCUCCUUAUCACCUUCCUGCUGCUUCCCGUUCUGACCACCAUGAUUAGAUAGGAGAGAGAGAGAGAGAGAGAGAGAGAGAGAGAGGAGCGGGAGUCAUGCUUUCUCUAUCUGUAAAGACAAUAACCUUCACAGAUUUCUUUUAUCGU